Molecule: messenger RNA, 1599 nt
Organism: Truncatella angustata
Lineage: Eukaryota; Fungi; Ascomycota; Sordariomycetes; Amphisphaeriales; Sporocadaceae
Exons: 2
Coding region: 47-1297 (416 amino acids)
Molecular function (GO): monooxygenase activity; FAD binding
Source: RefSeq, a predicted model, not a curated record
AUCCGGUCCUCUCAAAGCCUACGCUGGGUGAAGCCAAAAGAGAAUUAUGCCUGUUUCCAAUAUUCUCGUCAUGGGAGCUGGCCCCUGCGGCCUCUCUGCUGCCAUCGCGCUCUCCAAGAUUUCUACUCUCGAAGAUCCUAUUCAUGUCACGGUUAUUGAAGUGCGUCCAGAGUUGAAGACUAUUGGCGGUACUCUAAAUAUGACCCCAUUAGCUAUGCGAUACUUGGAUUACCUCGGUGCAGGUGAGAGACUGCGCCAAGAUUCCAUUGACAUGAAGGACGGUCUCGAUUGCGUAUCGCUGCGCACGGGACGACGCAUUGGCAAUAUCUGGGGAAACAUCGGUGCGAUAAGAACUGUGCGUCACAGCCUAGUGGCGAAUCUUCUGCGAACCAUCACAGAGGACCAUGUUGAUACGGUUGAACUGCGAUGGGGGCAACGAGUUGCCAGCAUCACCGAGUCGGACAAUCAUGUCGCUUUAGGACUGGAGGAUGGCACCACUCUUCAGGGCGAUAUCCUCCUAGGCUGUGAUGGCCUCCACUCCCAUGUACGUCGACGCUGGGUUGAGCCAGAGCGUGAGAAGAGUUUCACCGGCCGUGUGAUUGCAAUGGGCUUCGGAGACACGAGCAACGCGCAAUCCAUGGUACUCUCUAAUGGUGAUCCAGCAUUAAGAGAUACCACAGUCAUUACAAGCCCACAUGGGAUGCUCUUGGCCUCAAAAUAUGAGCCGAGCAGACAGAAAACCUACUUUGCGCAUACCAUGUACGUGAAAGAGCCCGAUGGCGAUGCGCGGGAUGGCUGGAAGACACUCGGGGACGCCAAGGACGCCGUGCGCGCAGAAGUCGUGCGUUGUUUUGACAAUGGACGUGUCAAAGGAGUUCAAGAGGCGGUGGCGGACUGCCAGGAUUGGCACCUUUGGCCCAUCUACAUUCUACCGGGUGAGGGUCGCUGGUAUCGAGGAAGGGUCUUAUUGAUGGGCGACGCAGCGCAUGCGAUGCCACCACAAGGAGAAAGUACAGGAAUCGCCAUUGAAGACGGUGUUCUGAUAGCACGUGUUUUGGAGAGAAGAAGAUCUCGAACCGUCGAGCAGCUUUUCUCCGACUUCGUGUCUGUAAGAAAGCCAGUCGUUGACAAAUAUUACAGGGCUUCUAUCUGGGCAAUGGAGAAUGGCUUCCAAGAGACUUCGUGGUGGAAAUCAAUCAUUAUUGAAUGGGGAAUCUGGCUUUAUCUUCUCGUGAAGAGAUGGCGUCAGGAGAACCAUUUCGCGCAAGAUGUUCGGUCUGUGCCAUUACCAGCUUGAUGACAGAGCCGACAGGUUGCCAAACAGGGUAUGUUUUGUACUAUAAGUAUUCGAAGAAGCAAGCGAGUUCGUCAUGAUAAACAGGGGUGAGUGUAGCCCUGCACAUCGCGACAGCCAUGUUAAGACUCCAGCCCAGUAAUAAUCACAAUAAUAUAGAGACGACUUAUUUCGGCAUUUCCCCAAACAUGCUACUUAUUGCAGUAGAGCGGUGACUUAUGGUUCAUUGUAAUAAGGACCUAGUGGAGCCAUCACUUGAUUGUGAUUAGGAUAAAGAUCCCAGAGAAUACAAUAUGGAAAGGGCG